GUUUCUCUUCCUAUUUUCGCAGCACAGUAUGCUAUAUCACCUUCGUUUGGAGGAUGUGGUGGAUGUCCGAUGCCUAUGUGCCAACCGCGACCAGUUUGCCCUCCACCUCCGUUGCCGAUGUGCCCGCCGCCUCCGCCAUGUCCCCCACUGUAAGUUGUGGUUACGGUAUUUAAAAGAAAAAAGGAAACUCUGUGCGUAUUUUGCAAUAUGAGC
Messenger RNA from Strongylus vulgaris, 213 nucleotides. The record is from the annotation of a GenBank genome assembly. Lineage: Eukaryota; Metazoa; Nematoda; Chromadorea; Rhabditida; Strongylidae.